This is a messenger RNA of Coturnix japonica (Japanese quail), 2502 nucleotides long. RefSeq names its product solute carrier family 5 member 11 (gene SLC5A11). Lineage: Eukaryota; Metazoa; Chordata; Aves; Galliformes; Phasianidae. The record is from RefSeq and is a predicted model, not a curated record. Gene Ontology annotation, cellular component: plasma membrane. Gene Ontology annotation, biological process: transmembrane transport. Gene Ontology annotation, molecular function: D-glucose:sodium symporter activity.
CCUCCUGUGUCUUGUGGUGUCAGCCUGCGAGGACAUCGGCGCUGACUUUCAUUGUUACUUGUCCCUUCAUUAGCUGCGCAGAUUGCUUAAGAGGAUGGCACUCUUUGGAGUUUGACCUAUGAGCGCUGAUAGUGAAAAUAACGUACUUCUCACCAGAGCUGCAGGAGACCGAACGAGUAACUUCGGGCAAUUAGUUUAACUUUGACUAUAAAUAUUCCUCCUCGUUCCUUGUGACACUGUUAACAGCUCCGCUGGCAAAUCCCCAUUCUCUGGCAAUAUUUAAGCUGCCCGUCAGCUGGCAGAAGCUCGGUGGUGCCCAGCGCGAGGGAGCAGAAUGAGACCCAGCUGAGCGCAAUCUGUGCCCAGAGGAAGCGCCCAUCCUGCACAAGGAGCCAUGGAGAGCACCAGCAGCACCCCAUCAUCGGUGACACCCCCGUGGGAUGUGUUUCCCCAGAAGACGCUGGGUCCCAUAGACAUCACUAUCCUCGUGCUGUACUUUGUGUUUGUCCUGGCUGUUGGGCUGUGGUCCAUGUGGAAGACGCAGCGCAGCACGGUGAAAGGCUACUUUCUGGCUGGGGGACAGAUGGUGUGGUGGCCUGUGGGCGCAUCCCUGUUUGCCAGCAAUGUUGGAAGCGGGCACUUCAUUGGCCUGGCGGGGUCAGGAGCUGCAUCGGGAAUCGCUGCGACAGCCUAUGAGUGGAAUGGCAUGUUUUCUGUUUUGGUGCUGGCGUGGUUAUUCCUUCCCAUUUACAUAGCAGCAGGAGUGACCACCAUGCCGGAGUACCUGCGCAAACGCUUCGGUGGAAAAAGAAUCCAGAUAUUCCUGGCGAUUCUCUACUUGUUUAUCUAUAUCUUCACCAAGAUAUCGGUUGAUAUGUAUGCUGGGGCCCUCUUCAUUCAGCAAGCUUUGCACUGGGACCUCUACAUUGCUGUGGCAGGCCUGCUAGCAAUCACUGCUGUCUACACCGUAGCAGGUGGUCUGGCCGCUGUCAUCUACACGGAUGCAUUGCAGACCCUCAUCAUGCUGAUCGGUGCCCUCAGCCUCAUGGUCUUCAGCUUUGUUGAAGUUGGCGGUCUGGAAGGAUUGCAAGCAAAAUACUUUGAUGCCAUUCCCAGCACCCGCAAGGAGAACAGCAGCUGUGGCUUGCCAAGGAAAGAUGCUUUCCACAUCUUCCGGGACCCUGUUAACUCCGACCUUCCCUGGCCAGGGGUGCUGGUGGGGAUGACCAUCCCAUCCCUGUGGUACUGGUGCACUGACCAGGUCAUCGUUCAGAGGUCCCUCGCUGCUAAAAACCUCUCACAUGCCAAGGGAGGCUCCCUGAUGACCUCCUACCUGAAGAUUCUGCCCCUCUUCAUGAUGGUGAUGCCAGGCAUGAUCAGCCGGGUCCUCUUCCCAGACCUGGUGGCUUGUGCAGAGCCGGAGAUUUGUCAGAAAAUCUGUGGCAACCCAUCUGGCUGUUCUGAUAUCGCUUAUCCAAUGCUGGUGAUAGAGCUCCUGCCUGUAGGACUCAGGGGCCUAAUGAUGGCCGUGAUGAUAGCAGCCCUCAUGUCCUCCCUCACAUCCAUCUUCAACAGUGCCAGCACCAUUUUUACCAUGGACCUCUGGAAACACUUCCGGCCUCGAUGCUCCGAAUGGGAGCUCAUGAUCGUUGGCAGGGUCUUUGUGCUGCUCCUUACAGUGGUCUCUAUCCUCUGGAUCCCACUGGUCCAGGCUGGCCAGGGUGGACAGCUCUUCAUUUACAUCCAGUCCAUCAGUUCUUACCUGCAGCCCCCUGUGGCAGUGGUGUUCAUACUGGGCUGCUUCUGGAAGCGAGCGAAUGAGAAGGGAGCGUUCUGGGGCCUGGUGCUGGGGCUGCUGAUGGGCAUCAUCCGGAUGGUGCUGGAUUUCAUCUUCCCUGAGCCCCAGUGCGGGGAGCGGGACACGCGGCCGGGUGUGCUGCGCUACAUGCACUACCUCUACUUCUCCAUGGUCCUGGCUGCCGUCUCCACGCUCACUGUGCUGCUCGUCAGCCUGCUGACAGAACCUCCCUCAGAGGAAAUGAUAAGUCGGCUUACCUGGUUCACACGCGGGGAUCCUCCAGCCAAGACAGACCUAGCGGUCAGCUCUUCUCCUGACACUGCCAAAGGAACGCGCCAAGCUGAGCGUCCAGCUCUCCAGAUUGAUAUAAGCAUUGCCUCUGAAAAUAGUACAAAUGAUAACAAAUGUCCGACUGGCACCAAGAAGGACUCGAAGCUGGUGAGGACCCUCCUGUGGCUCUGUGGGAUGGAACGGAGGCAGGAGAACCCCGAGGAUGUGGCGCCAGCCAAACCUGAGCGUCCCAUGGCUUCCCUGGAGGAGAACCCACUGGUGAAGCAUGUCCUGAACAUCAACUUGAUACUGAGCAUAUGUGCAGGGGUCUUCCUCUGGGCCUACUUCGCAUAGUGGCCCGCCGCUUGAUCCCAAAUGACAUCAACUAAUGUUAACUGGUGUAAAUAAUAAUAAAUAGCAGAAGGUUAAUGUAA